Molecule: messenger RNA, 1597 nt
Organism: Phymastichus coffea
Lineage: Eukaryota; Metazoa; Arthropoda; Insecta; Hymenoptera; Eulophidae
Product: general odorant-binding protein 19d-like
Exons: 5
Coding region: 70-492 (140 amino acids)
Molecular function (GO): odorant binding
Source: RefSeq, a predicted model, not a curated record
CCGACUUCUAUACUCUUUUCAGUCGCUAGAAUAUUUUUUUCACAGAAGUUACUAUUGAAAACAAGCAGAAUGCAAAGUUUUAUGCGCAUUUUUUUUGUUCUUAUCAUAGCCGUUUGUAUUUAUGGCGACUCUUCGGAAGAAAAAAGAGAAACGCAAAGACAAAUAUCUGAGAAAUGUAAAAAGGAAGUCGGAAUCACUGAAGAUCGACCACAUGGACCUCCUAAUCUAGACGAUCCUAAAGAAAAAUGUCUACAUGCUUGCUUCAUGAAAGAAUCUGGGAUACUGGUAGACGGAAAAGUGGCGGUUGAAAAUGUUACCAAUUUCCAUAAAAAACAUUGGCCUAAUUUUAAUGAUGAAACUGAGAAAAAAAUAACAUCCUGCGUAGAAACGGCAAAUGAAAAAUCUGACGAAUGUGAUAUUGCCGCUGCAAUGAUGAAAUGUAUACAUGAAAAGCUUGGUCCUCCUCCACCUUUUCCACGACAUAAGGAAUAAUUAUGCGAUUUCUAUUUGUUAAUAAUUAUUUAUUUUUACUGUCGAUUACCCGCGUACGUAAUGUAAAUAAUUAUAUAUUUAAUAAGAAAUAUUUUACAUACAUGCUGCAUUAAAAAGCAAGAAAUUUCUAGUAACCCCUCUAAAACGUUUCUUCAAUCGCUCUUUUCAAGUGCUACCAUAUAUGAAAACUAUAUUCGUAUAGUGAGAUGAUUGUAUUAUCAAGGAGUAUUGAACAAAGAAAUAUCGGUCAGCAUUGAAUUUUCAAUUUAUCUUCUAAUGCACUCAAGCGUUUCACAUCAUUUUUUAUUCUCAACUACAAUGACAAGGAAUUACUUGGAUGCAUUGAUUAUUUAAAAAAUUCUUUAAAAUUUCAAUAUCAAUUAGGCGCAAACACAUCUACAUAUUAUUGUAUUCAUUAAUAAUAAAUACAAAUGUCAUUAUACAAAUAUAAAUUAUAUAUGUAUACGUUACUAUCAGUACACGUUGAUUUGAAAGUGUAGUGCCAACAUAGAAGAGAGGAUAUGGGCGAUAACUGAUGCAAAUGUAAAAUAAAAGUCAAUUAUCUUCAGCUGUUAGUACAGUCGAAACGUGGUCGGAUUUGAAUUAUUGAACAGAGUGAUAUAUAUGUAUAUAAGGAAAAAGUUGCAAAAAACACACAAAGACAAGCGGACAGAACUUGUGACGUUGGGUGACGAAACUUAACUGAAAAAUUGAUUAUUUCAAAUUAGAGAAAACAGAACAUCAGUGUAUCGUAUAAGAAUUCCAGCAGUCAACAUGAAGCUCAUCCUUGAGUUUUUCCUGGUCGGCUUGGUAUUAGUUUACGCUAAAGAUCCAACAUGUGCGAAUAUACGUUGUCCUGUGGCCUGCCUUGAUAACCCAGCGCGAUGCAUAACGAGGUACUAUGGAAUCGGCACUUGUGCUUAUGGUGUACCUUGCAUCAAUGGCUAUUGCGAUCCUCUUUGUGGAAAUAUCGUUUGUCCCGAUUCUUUUGUUUGCCGUCGUGACAUCAAUAUUUGUGAAAAAUAAAGGACAAAUAACGUUAUGAAUGUUCGAUGGUUCAUGUAGUUUUGGAAAUCUUUAAAAUAAAAUUCAUAUUGCCUAAUUA